This is a messenger RNA of Haemonchus placei, 730 nucleotides long. The record is from the annotation of a GenBank genome assembly. NCBI's taxonomy places the organism in Eukaryota, Metazoa, Nematoda, Chromadorea, Rhabditida, Trichostrongylidae.
ACCUUGGAAUCUACUAGAAAGAGCUUGUUCGAUCAACCCUCCACAACACUUCGUCGACAAUAUUGGAAAUCGUGAAUUCAUGCGUGAGGUGGACAUCUCCAGCGCUCAAACACCGCUCUCACCAACAGUCUGGAGAUAUCUGGUGGUAGUAGACAGCCGACAAUCGGAUUACUCUUCCAUUGAUAUAACCAAGUUAGCUGAUAAGGCUGCCUCGGACUACGAUAAUACACCUUACUACAUCACAGCCUCACUGUCGCCUGAACAAGUGCACGAAAAUAUUGAAUUCAGACUCGGCGAUGGCGUCGUGCAUGGCGGAUACCUGAAUUAUCCUCUCAAAGAAAGUCAAACUGAUCCCAGAUGGACGCUAGUUCCUAUGUCACAGAUGGAAAACGAGAUUCUUGAACCUCGUUUGAAAACAUGCGGAUUCACUGAAGAAGGUAAUUUCGAGUGCGACAUGCCGCUGGCAGAAUUCAUUUCAUACAUUCCACUCUGGAUCAAGACUGCGCUGGUAUUAUUCUUCUCGAUGAUCGUCUUCUGUUUCUGUAUAAUGCUUGCUUGCGGAUUGCGACGAUUUUGCGAGAACCCAAAUCAAACGAAAGAGUCGUCCAUCAUGUACUAUCACAACGAAUCUCCCAAUACUCAAGCUACGACUAGAGAGUAUCGCAAAGUGGAACGAAGAGAGUUCCGGCCGGCUGAUAUGGAGGCGCGAUUACGGUUCCUUGAAGAGUGA